AUGCCCCCGGUAGCUUCGGACGACUUCUUCCGCCAGCACACCCAGGGCUCCAGUGAUCCCAGCCCGGUCACCGACGAUUUGCAGCGAGCCAGUCCAGAGAAUGAGCUUGGUGGAAAGAGCAAGAAAAAGGGCAAAAACGGGUCAAAGGGGAAGGCCAAAGCCACCAAAGCCGCCCCAAGACCUCCACCUGAACCUGAAGACUUGAUCCAAACGUCCUCUCCGUCACCGCCGGAACCGUCUUCGUGUCCAGAUCCUCCGUUGGAGCUUCACGCCACCAAUAAUGUAGCGUCGCCGGCCUUGAACGCGUUGGAUACCUUUGAGGAGACGCCAGAGAAUGAUAUCGUCUACCGAACGGAUAGUUGGGCAAAAGCCAUCCCGUUCGGAAAGAGUCCGCCUACUGAUGUUCUUGACGGCGAAUUGGCCAGUGGUUCUCCCGGCGGGUUUCUCCUGCAUCCCGACAAAGGUGGCUUUAGCAAUCCCUCGUCGGCAUCUCCCGGAACGAGGCCUUUGAGUUAUGGGACUGGAUAUAACUCGUCCCGGCAGGCAUCUGCGGACAGGCGUAAGAGCCACUCCGUCAGUAGCCCUUUUAACCAGAUACCUUUACCCCAUUUGCCCCAGGCCCAUUUUUAUGGUGCCCCAGAGAUUGAUCUUCCCUUGUACUCGGGCCAGAAUCGAUCGCAAACAGAGGUGUCCUAUUCUUUCUGUGCCUUCGAUACCAUCUCAAGUGUCUCCUCAAAGACACCGAGAAUGGCUAACAACGUACUCCUGGUCGGCGGCGAUGGAUUCCUGGAGGUUCUAGCCAUCGAGGCCCACAAAACUCGCCCCAUAGGAAAGCUGACAGGUCUUAAUGGUCGGGUGAUUGAAGCAAAGUUGGUGGUAAGCAAUUUGACGAAUGACUCCUAUGCGCCGUCACGGCCCCAUGUUGCCGUCACCAUCCAUGGGCCCUCGGGCCUGUCCGAUGACGAAGGACCUGCAUCUUCUACUGGCUCGGAAACAAACGAGAACCCCUCGGUCGCCGUUGGGCGGCAGCCCCCUGCUGAAAAGCGGUCAAACAAAGACGAUGCCAAGUAUUAUCAGACUCGGGUUGAGGUGUACUCCCUGAGAAACGGAGACCAUGUUGCCACUCUUUUUGCAACCCAGCCGUCACCCUGCUUUGAAAAUAUCCCUGGUCUUCCAGUAUUCGCGCCGUCGCCCUCUGGCAACCUGAAAAUUUUUGCCAGCGGAAACCAUGUUGUCGUGGCAUCUGGCGCCAGUGGCGAGGUGUUUAUCUAUAGCAUGAACGGUUAUCGAUGUCUAGGAAAAACCUGGACCAGUAUCCAAACCAAAGAAGCCCGGCGCUACUCCGCUUCGUCGAGUUCAACGGACCCGGAUGGAUCGAGGAAUGACUCUCCUCAUGGGUUCGCCAAUAAUGACCAUCCUAUUAUCAACAUGGAAGGCCGAUGGUUAGCGAUCGUCCCGCCAUCUUCGGCCUAUAGGGGAUCGAUCCGAGGAACGGUCCCUGCAUCCCUGCUACGAGGGAAAACAUUUGGACUCGAGACUAGCAGCCCGCCAUCAAGACCGGCAGUCACCAGUGCCACUGACGUAGGCGAGGGCGAGAGCUUCUUUGAUAAAAUGGCCCGGGGCGUUACACAAGAGCUCGUGCGGGGUGCGCGAUGGAUGGGCGAUCAAGGCCUUCAAGCCUGGAACAGUUAUUGGAACAAAGAUCAGGCCCCAAACACAACUGCGCGCCGCUCGCCUAAUAUGAUGGACUUUCCUCAGCAAGGAUACAGUCCUUUCCCGCCCACACAUGCCCAAGAAACCCAGUCUGCUACAGCCUCGGAGCCUGACUUGGUCUCAAUCAUGGACUUGAAGCGGCUGGACGAAAGUGGCGAGACCAAGAGCACCUCGUACACCCCGGUAGCCACAUUUCAAGUCCCUAACGGCUGCAGCUUUCUAUCGUUUUCGCCGAAUGGCUUGAUGCUGCUCACUGCCAGCAAAAAGGGCGAUGUUCAGUAUGUCUGGGAUCUGAUGCAAGAGAAGCACUGUCGAGCAGGGGCAUUCCUGGCCGAAGAUUCGGUGACUCCCUGCGCAACUGUGCGCCAGGUUGCUCGCUAUGCCCGGUUGACCACUUCGUACAUCGUGGACGUCAUCUGGUGCCCUCCAUCUGGGGACCGACUGGCGAUCAUCACUCGCAAGGGGACUGUGCACGUUUUCGACCUGCCGCGCAGUGCAUUUCAGUGGCCUCCGUUCCGGCGAGCUCGGCCGCCGCCGAGCAAAUCGCCUGCUCACGAUGUGCCUGCGGACGAACUGUCAGACCGGGCAAGCAGUGCCAACCCGCUCUCCGCGGCAUUCAAACUUGUGGGGGGCAAGACGCAGCCGAUUCUCGCGGCCGUCCGGGGUCGUACUCCGUCGGCGAGCGCUGCAUUCCCUGCCGUGGGUGGAUUUGGCAUCCCUUCUGCGGCGGGAGUUCGGGGCGGGAAGGUUGUCGCUGCCGGUCUCAGUAAAUCAGUGGGAGCGGCGGCUACCGGGACAGUCAACACCCUUCGGCAUGCUGGCGAAAACCGCCUCCAUCUGUCGGGGCUGGCCCGCGACCCUGCUGCCUCCCGCGUGAUCUGGAUCACCCACAAGGGCCAGCCAUUCCUGGGUCUGGUGAGCAGUGGCGUUUUCCGACUGUACCGAGUCCGCCGGUCGCCGUCCACAAACAAGAACCGGCAAUUCCAGUCGGUCAUCGGCGCCAAGGAAAACGAGAUUCGACUGCCAGCCAGUCUGCAGACCACCUGCGGCGCCAUGCCUGUUGGCACCUUCAAUCCCGAGACGACGAUCACCGCGUCGUGGGCCUUGCCGUCGUCGAUUCCACGGCCAGCGGCUGCGUCCAAACUCAAGUGCCAGCCACUCUCCCAGGCGGAGAUCGAGACCAACGCGCCGUACCAGCCCUUCCACACCGACCAGCGAGUGAACCUCUUUGUCUACUCGGAAACGAGCGAUUCCGACGACGCGCAGACGUCGAUUCCCACGGGGCGGUGGGUCUUUGGCGACAGCAUGCCGAUGUCCAAGCUCCAUGUGCGCCCGUUCAGCGCGGGUGGGGAUGACGAGGACGACCACGACGAGGUCAUGCAUGGCCAGCACGGCGGGUUCGGCGGAGAAAUGGAGAACCUGAUCAGUCUGGGCAACAGUACGGGCCACGUCGAGGAGGUUGUCAUCACCACGCGUCGCAAGAAGAAAAACUCCUCUCCGUUCCCUUCGGCUGGUUCUGGGGGCGAUGACGGGUUUUUCGAAGAUGACUGCGAAGUGCUAGACUUUGCUCAAGAUCGAGUUUAA
Messenger RNA from Aspergillus steynii IBT 23096, 3297 nucleotides. RefSeq lists its product as uncharacterized. The transcript is spliced from 2 exons. NCBI's taxonomy places the organism in Eukaryota, Fungi, Ascomycota, Eurotiomycetes, Eurotiales, Aspergillaceae. Gene Ontology annotation, molecular function: protein binding. Gene Ontology annotation, biological process: response to starvation; autophagy. Gene Ontology annotation, cellular component: cytoplasm. Bases 1 to 3297 code for a protein of 1098 amino acids. The record is from RefSeq and is a predicted model, not a curated record.